AUGAACGCAUGGAUAACACACGAGUGUCAUGAUUUUGAUUUUGUGGUUAGGGUUUUUGUAGUUGAUAGGGUGAUUUUGUGGGGUUUUGGUUUUCCAUCAUUGAUUUCUCGCUUGGAUCUUGCAGAAGAAACCGAUGAAGGGAGCCGGAAGAACGUAGGCGAAAUGGCCAAUGUCUCCAAGAUCCAACGCUUCCAUGGCUUAGGGUUUGCAUUGAUGGUAUGUCUGAGAAAUAUGGAGUCGGCUCAAGUAAAAACAAGCACAAGCUUUAAUAGUUCUUUUGGAAUGGCCGAACACCAGAGAGAGGGAAAGUUACAACUGCAUUUGGCGAAGAUGGAACCGGUCUCUUUUAAUAGGAUUUUGUUGGAGACAGAUGCACCCGACGCGCUACCAAAUUCGAACAUAUAUUCUCUUUUCUUUGUUGAAGGAGAUACAUCUCUUGCCGAAGAGAUUCAUGGACAAAGAAUAACUUCAUCCUCAACUUCUGAUUCUUCUCCCGCUAAUUUCGUUGCGAGUGAAUUUGCAACAGGGGUGGCUGAAGAAGUUGAUUUGCAGUUAUCUUUUUGUUCUGGUUGUGGAAUUUCAGAGAUUUGUAUUGUUGGCAAGCAGGUGGCACUGGUUCUCAAAACAUUUUUGACUAAUAUUAAGUAUGUUGGGUAUAUACGUAUUAAUUACUGCAACCAGUCUGGUAUAUUAUGA
Vicia faba (fava bean) is the source of this 696-nucleotide messenger RNA. The record is from the annotation of a GenBank genome assembly. Lineage: Eukaryota; Viridiplantae; Streptophyta; Magnoliopsida; Fabales; Fabaceae.